Cynocephalus volans (Philippine flying lemur) is the source of this 811-nucleotide messenger RNA. It is a transcript of the gene GPR15LG, whose product is annotated as G protein-coupled receptor 15 ligand. Lineage: Eukaryota; Metazoa; Chordata; Mammalia; Dermoptera; Cynocephalidae. The transcript has 3 exons. Gene Ontology annotation, molecular function: G protein-coupled receptor binding. The record is from RefSeq and is a predicted model, not a curated record. The coding region runs from base 38 to 265 and encodes 75 amino acids.
GCUCCCUCCCCAGGACGUGAGAUUCAGCCACCUCACCAUGAAGCUCUCUGGCCUGCUCUGCAUCCUGCUUCUCUGCUGCUCCAUCUUCUCUGCAGAAGGGAGAAGGCAUCCUGCCAAGCUAUGGAGAGCCAAGCCUUGCUGCCGCCAAGUUCCUCGCUACAACCAGAUGACCCCGAAAAGAUAUUGUACGAGGCUCUGCAGACUGCGCAAGCCCAAGCCAGGGUCAUCCUCUUGGGUGGUGCCUGGGGCACUUCCACAGGUGUAGUGCCUCCGAUGAAAAGCUCCAUCCAUACAGCUGAGACCUUCAUGCUCGCACUUGAGGCACCCAGCAACCUCGGGUUGCACCUUUCAACCUUCACGAUGGUGAGCUGCGAUGUUGGAGGGCUUUGUCUCAGGCAGCAAGAGCCCUGGAAAACUUCUGGAAUGCCUGAAAGAUCCUGGUCUCAAUUGUGCCACCAACCUUCACAGUUGUUCUGAACCAGUCUCAGCCCACAUGGCCUCAGUCUCCACAUGGCCCCUCCCGUGCUGCUCACUGAGGAUUCUGCCAUGACCUCUGGCAGCUACAAAUCCAGAGAUGUCCAAGCCUGCUAGGGUGCAGGGUGGCAAGCACCCAAAGGUGGCGAACAAAGACUGCAGUCUCAGCCGUCCUCAGAUACACGCAACCUCCCAACAUUUAACCACCCAGCAUCCAACAGCCCUGAGAGAACCCCUUCCUAACUUCCUGAUAUGAGUCUGCUGGAAACAACAUUCAAUCAAACAGUAAUAAAUAAAUAAACAAAAUGCAAGGAGCGUCCUUGCAUGAGAAAGUCAA